Molecule: messenger RNA, 4686 nt
Organism: Pelodiscus sinensis (Chinese soft-shelled turtle)
Lineage: Eukaryota; Metazoa; Chordata; Testudines; Trionychidae
Source: RefSeq, a predicted model, not a curated record
GUCUCCCCAGGCGCCCGGCCAACGCCCGGCCCGGUCCCGAGAAGAGCCACGGCCCUGCCAAGGCUGGGAGGAAGGCAGCUCAACCCACCCAGUUCGGUGCCCGCGCUGGCAAGGGUGGCGGCGUGUGGAGAUGAAGCAGGGACCCUGCAGGCCCCCCGAUGUCUCCACAGCCCAGGCACCUGGGGCCUGGAAUAUUUUGGACCGUGUUCGUGGGUCGCUGGGACUACAGGGCCAGACGCACCGUUUCCCUGCAGCUGUGGUAGCAGCAACCUCCCCUCCAUGAUGUUGGCUGUGAUGAACAGACCCCUUUCUGCCAAAGGCUUUGGGCUCUGGGCCCCAAGGGACUAAAUAGCCUGGUGCUGCCCCCCCCCCUCCUGCCCCAUUGUGCCCAGCACCCUUGCACUAUGUCUCCUGCUUGGUUUGGCUUCCACAGGUUCCUUCUACGCCUCUCCAACCACCCCAGGUGGGGGCGGCGGCGGCGCCAGACUCUCCUACUCUGGCUCCUGCUGUUAUGCUGGCCUGCUUGGGUCCACCCAGCCACUUUCAAAGUGGGGGUCAUGGGCCCCUGGAGCUGUGACCCCAUCUUUGCCCGGGCGUUGCCCGAAGCAGCUGCCCAGUUGGCUGUGGGGCGGAUCAACAAGGACCCGGAGGUGAACCAGGGCUACUGGUUUGACUAUGUGCUGCUGAACGAGGAGUGCCAGACCAGCCAGGCGCUGGUGGCUCUGGUCAACGCCGAACGCUAUGCCUCCGGCUUCGUGGGGCCACUCAACCCGGUCGCAUGUGGGAUGGCUGGGCCAUUGGGCCAGGCCUGGAACAAGCCGGUCUUCUCCUGGGCGUGCCUGAAUAGGGAUGCUGAGGUGGAGCGGUGGAACACCUUCGCCCGGCCUCUCCCGCAGGCCUCAGCCGUGCUCUACGCUGUCCUCAAAUUUUUCCGCUGGGCCCACGUGGCCGUGGUCACCUCCCAGCAGGACCUGUGGGUGGAGGCAGGGGAAGGCCUGGCCCACUCGCUGCGUGACUUUGGCUUGCCCGUCAGUGUGGUGACCACCAUGGAGGCUGGUGACGACGGGGCUCGCAAUGUCCUGCGACAGGUGCAGAGGGCCGAUAACGUCAGAGUGGUGGUGAUGUGCAUGCACUCGGUGCUUCUGGGUGGGGAGGAGCAGCGCCUCCUGCUGGAGAAGGCAGAGGACCUGCGCAUGACAGAUGGCACCUUUGUCUUCAUCCCCUACGAUGCGCUGAGCUACAGCUUGCCCUACCGCCGGACGCCCUACCCCGUGCUAGGCAACAAUACCAAGCUGCGGCUGGCCUAUGAUGCUGUGCUCACAGUCACCAUCGACGCCCCUGAGCAGAGCUUCCGUGAGGCUUUCCAUGAUGCCCAGCAGGCACAUGAGCUGCCGGCUCACCUGGACCCUGCACAGGUGCACCCACUCUUUGGCACCAUCUACAACUCCAUCUACUACCUGGCCAAGGCGGUGGAGCGCACGCGACAGGCUGGCCGCUGGGUGAUGGGCUCCAGCAUUGCUGAGCACACCCAGGACUUCCAGCUGGAAGGCUUCUGCCAGCGGCUGGCAGCUGACCAGAACGGUGACCCUGUGGUGAGCUACAUCAUCCUGGACACUGAUGGCAAGGGGAACCGGCUUUGGCCCACCUACAGUGUGGCCACAGGGCCCGAGGGGCUGCGCUUCAUGGGCCAUGCCAUCCACUGGCCCCACAGCUCCAGCCCCAGCACCGACUCGGGGUGCUGGUUUGUGCCAACUACCAUCUGUUCUGGGGGGGUGGAACCCAGCUUCAUCCUGCUCCUGUUCAUCUUGGCUUUCAGCUUGAUCCUGGGGGGAACAGCUCUUGCUUUCUAUGUCAGGCGCCGGAUCCUGCAUGCCCAGCUCAUGAAGGGCCCUGACAAGAUCAUCCUGACUAUGGAGGACUUGACCUUCAUUAACACCCAGAGCAGCAAGAAAGUAAGAGGCAGUGGGAAGGGGAAAGGAUAGGAACUCAGCUUCCAGAGCCUGGCAGCUGCUCCCGACAACACCAAUGUGGCUGUAGCCCAGGGAGAUGAGAAGCAAAAAUGCAACAGCCACGUCCCUUUCCUCCUCCUUUUGUUUAACAACCAAGGUCUAGUGGCAGCCGUGCAGGGUGACUGGGUUUGGCUCAAGAAGUUCCCCGGAGACAAGCACACAGACAUCAAACCGGCCACCAAAACCACCUUCUGCAAGCUCCGGGAUCUGCGGCAUGAAAACGUGAAUCUCUUCCUGGGCUUCUUCUAUGACUGCGGGGUGUUCGCCAUCGUGUCGGAGCACUGCUCCCGUGGCAGCCUGGAGGACCUCAUCCGCAACGAGGACAUGAAACUCGACUGGAUGUUCAAGUCCUCCCUGCUCCUCGACCUCAUCAAGGGGAUGAAAUAUCUCCAUCACCGGGAGGUGGUGCACGGGCGGCUGAAGUCACGAAACUGUGUGGUAGAUGGGCGCUUUGUGCUGAAAGUGACGGACCAUGGCUACAACGAGCUGCUGGAGGCCCAGAAGGUGAUCUGUCUCUUCUUCUUGGCCCCAGAGCGAUUCUGGACGGCGCCGGAGCUGCUCCGGGACCCGACACUGGAGCGCAAGGGAACCUUCCGCGGAGACGUCUACAGCAUCUCUAUCAUCAUGCAGGAGGUGAUCUGCCGCAGCACCCCCUACUGCAUGCUGGACAUGCCGGCCAAUGAGAUCAUCCGGAAGGUGGAGAAGCCGCCCCCGCUGUGCCGGCCGUCGGUCUCGGUGGACCAGGCCCCGAUGGACGAGCAUCCAGAGCGGCGGCCGCCCAUCGACCAGAUCUUUGACCAGUUCAAGAACAUCAACAAGGGCCGGAAAACCAACAUCAUCGACUCCAUGCUGCGCAUGCUGGAGCAAUACUCCAGCAACCUGGAGGACCUGAUCCGGGAGCGGACGGAGGAGCUGGAAAUCGAGAAGCAAAAGACGGACAAAUUGCUCACCCAGAUGUUGCCUCCGUCAGUGGCGGAGGCACUGAAGAUGGGGACGCCGGUGGAGCCCGAGUACUUUGAAGAGGUGACGCUCUACUUCAGUGACAUCGUGGGCUUCACAACCAUCUCGGCCAUGAGCGAGCCCAUUGAGGUGGUUGACCUGCUCAAUGACCUGUACACCCUCUUCGAUGCCAUCAUCGGCUCCCACGACGUCUACAAGGUGGAGACCAUCGGGGAUGCCUACAUGGUGGCCUCGGGGCUACCGAAGCGCAACGGGAACCGGCAUGCGGGUGAAAUUGCCAACAUGUCGCUGGACAUCCUGAGCGCUGUCGGCUCCUUCCGCAUGCGCCACAUGCCCGACGUGCCCGUCCGCAUCCGCAUCGGCCUGCACUCUGGGCCCUGUGUGGCUGGUGUCGUGGGGCUCACCAUGCCCCGGUACUGCCUCUUCGGGGACACUGUCAACACCGCAUCCCGCAUGGAGUCCACUGGCCUGCCUUACCGGAUCCACGUGAACAUCCGCACAGUCACCAUCCUGCACUCACUGAAGGAAGGCUACAAACUGGAUGUUCGGGGCAAGACGGAGCUCAAGGGCAAAGGUGUAGAAGACACAUAUUGGCUGGUGGGACGAGAGGGAUUCACCAAACCCAUCCCUACACCCCCUGACCUGCAGCCAGGGGCAAGUAACCAUGGCAUCAGCCUAGACGAGAUCCCAGAGGAGCGGCGGAAGAAGCUGGAGAAAGCGCGGUCAGGGCAGAAUAAGUAGCAGGAGCAGCCUGCGAGUGGGAGGCUGGGCUGUGUGGAGUCAAUGCAAUCCACGGCCGAUGCCACCUGAUGCUUCCUGGCUAGUCCCUGUGGGCCAUUCUGCUGUGGGACAGACUUAAAUUGCUUCCCCCGACCCCGUGGGAGGAGGAUGGACUGUGCCAGGUGGGCACCUUAUGCUGGUCAUCAGAAAUGGACUCUCCCACAUGUCUGCUGGUAUACUGGUCCCGAGCUGGGAAUUGCUGAUUGCUUUGUAGCCAAAGAGCCAGGUGCAUUAUGGAACUUGGGCUAACCUGGUAACUUCCAUGCACCUUCUACUACAGAGCCAUGUGCAUUAUGGGACUUGGGCCUUCCUUGCCCUCUGAUUAUAGAACCAGGUGCAUUAUGGGACUUGAGCCAACCUGAUAAUUUCUGUGCAUCUCCUACUAUACAGCCAGAUGCAUUAUGGGACUUUGACCAACUUGGAAACUUCUGUGCACUCCUACUAAAUUAACAGGUGCAUUAUGGGACUUCGGCCAACCUGGGAGUUCACAUUCUUUUAUUUUAACAUACAGCAUCCCCUGGGACCGGCAAUUCCCCCCUUUCUGGGUAUGGGGGCCAGGGAUUCAGAUUGCCACUGCAAGGAGAUGGAGGUGGGUGGGAAUUUGUGCAGCUCCUGGUAGUUUUCUACAGAGAACCCUGGACAGACACAGUGGGGGGGAAUGGAGAGCCUUCCCCCAUGGGCUUACUGCAAUUCACCGGCUGGGUGCUGGGGGUCUAGGGCCCUCAAGGGACAUUGGUGGGAAUAAUGUUCUGCUCACUCCUUGCUAACAGCUGGUGUGUUUGGGGUUCAGUUCCCGCCUGCGGCAGUGGAGGCCAUAUGCACGUGGCUUUCCUUUCCCUGCCUGGAAUGGGACUCCCUGCAUCUGUGAUUAUGACCCGUUCUCAGCACAGUAAUAUUUGGGCUCCCCUCCAGCCACAGGAGGGAUUGGCUGGCUCAA